Molecule: messenger RNA, 556 nt
Organism: Trichoderma citrinoviride
Lineage: Eukaryota; Fungi; Ascomycota; Sordariomycetes; Hypocreales; Hypocreaceae
Exons: 1
Source: RefSeq, a predicted model, not a curated record
CGUCCGAAAAAGGGCAUCAUCACGGCGGUCAGUUCUGGAGGGAAGCGCUCGGCCCUGUGGCACCAGGCGCCCAUCACGCUCUGCCUCUUCAUCAUUUUUCUGUUGUCGCUCCCUCUCCUCCCCCUUCUCAACCCUCCCCCUCUCAGCACUCUGCCCUCUCACAAACCCUCAUCGCAGCGCCGCCGGUCCCCAGGCUGUGGGACGGAACAAGCCUCUCGACCCUUGCUCCUCCGGCUAAGGUGCGGCGAUUUACCAGCGCUGCGACGCUAAAAACUCAGACGAGGUGCAAGUUCAAUGGGGCAGAAGACAUCGCCUCCGCGUCGCCCUCGACAUGCUGCCAUGAGAGACGACGGAGGAAGCCAUGAUUACAGAGAACGGCCUCGAUCUGGCAGAGGAGUGACGUCCUCGGAUCGACCAGGAUCUCCUCCCCACGAGGCCCGUCACAGUGCCGACUACGCCCGUCACCACCAUCGCCCCAGAAGUCCAGCGCCAGCGCACCGGCAUCGCUCUCGAGACCGCAGCCGGGACUAUUCCCGGCGGGAGAGGCCUGCAUCCU